Corapipo altera (White-ruffed manakin) is the source of this 1092-nucleotide messenger RNA. Its product is annotated as zinc finger protein 239-like. Gene Ontology annotation, molecular function: DNA-binding transcription factor activity, RNA polymerase II-specific; RNA polymerase II cis-regulatory region sequence-specific DNA binding. Gene Ontology annotation, cellular component: nucleus. Lineage: Eukaryota; Metazoa; Chordata; Aves; Passeriformes; Pipridae. Gene Ontology annotation, biological process: regulation of transcription by RNA polymerase II; central nervous system development. The transcript has a single exon. Bases 27 to 1016 code for a protein of 329 amino acids. The record is from RefSeq and is a predicted model, not a curated record.
GUCCUGCCGGGGCCGGAGUUGGGGGGAUGUCCUUGGCCUUCCCUGUGGGCCGGAGGCAAAUCCCCUCCCUGUCCUUCUUGCUUCCUGCCCCAGGCCCCGAGCUGAGGACGGAGAGCCCGGAGGACAAAUGCCCCCGUCAGAGCCUGGUGGGAGAGGCCGUUUUGAAGGGCUCCCCGGCGCAGGAAGGCAGCGGGGAGGAAAAGGGCCGGAGAUCCCCCCGCAGGAGGGGCUCCAAAGCCAGCCCAGGGUGCUCUGAGGAGGAAAGAGCCAGCCUGUGCUGGGAAGGUGGCCAGGGCUUGAGGGGGAGCUCUGAGCUGGUGGUCCCUGAGCAGCCUCCCAGCAGGGAAAAGCCCUUCAGAUGCUUGGAAUGUGGGAAGAGCUUCAGGAACAGCUCCGACCUCCUCACCCACCAGCACAUCCACACUGGGGAACGGCCCUACACAUGUGGGGAAUGUGGGAAGAGCUUCAGGAACAGAAGCUGCCUCUGCACCCACCGUCGCAUCCACACUGGGGAACGGCCCUACAUGUGUGAGGAAUGUGGGAUGAGCUUCAGGAAGAGCUCCACCCUUGUCACCCACCUGCGCAUCCACACCAGGGAACGGCCCUACACAUGUAGGGAAUGUGGGAAGAGGUUCAGGAACAACUCCAACCAGAUCCAACACCAGCUCAUCCACACUGGGGAACGGCCCUACUCGUGUGGGGAAUGUAGAAAGAGCUUCAGGCAGAUCUCCCACCUUCUCAAGCACCAACACAUCCACACUGGGGAACGGCCCUACAAGUGCUUGGAGUGUGGGAAGAUGUUUCAGACCAGCUCAGAUCUCCUCCUGCACCACCGGACACACACGGAUGAGAGGCCCUUCCGCUGCACUGACUGUGGGAAGGGCUUCAGCCAGAACUCCCACCUUGUCAGGCACCGACGCAUCCACACCGGGGAGAGGCCCUACAAGUGUGGGGAGUGUGGGAAAAGCUUCACCCAGAGCGGUAACUUGACCUCACACCAACGGACCCACCGGUAAGGGAAACCCUCGAGUGCCCCGACUGCAGGAAGAGCUUCGACCUCUGCUUCUACCCCGAAUGAACCCCGCUGAUGCU